AUGGCUCUUGCAAGCUCCAACACCAGUCUCCUCUCCUUGCUGCUUCUGUUCCUCCUGAUGCUGCUCCACCAGGGACUCCAGACUCCAGUGCCGCCUUCAGUUUCAGCCUCAGGCAAAGCCAGCCAGUGCAACAUUAUUGUCAAGGAAAUUCUGAGUUCCAUCAAAGAAUCUAAUCUCAGCGAAGACGAUGUCAGAGUAAAACUGAAGAUACUUGGGCGUUGCCUGCCCAAGGUUGAGGGCACCUCUGAGAUGACAGGCAUCGUCCUUAAAAAUGAUGAGGAGGACUUUAAACAGAAACUGAGGUACUUUGUGAGUGAACUGAAGAAUCUGCUGCCAACACCAAUCCCUACAACACCUCAUCCAACCUCUGACCCGGACAUGUCUUGCCUGUGA
Molecule: messenger RNA, 393 nt
Organism: Myodes glareolus (Bank vole)
Lineage: Eukaryota; Metazoa; Chordata; Mammalia; Rodentia; Cricetidae
Source: RefSeq, a predicted model, not a curated record